Molecule: messenger RNA, 6674 nt
Organism: Alexandromys fortis (reed vole)
Lineage: Eukaryota; Metazoa; Chordata; Mammalia; Rodentia; Cricetidae
Gene: Pcnx3
Product: pecanex 3
Exons: 36
Coding region: 13-6243 (2076 amino acids)
Cellular component (GO): membrane
Source: RefSeq, a predicted model, not a curated record
AGCGGCUGGGCCAUGGGGUCUCAGGUGUUGCAGAUCCUGCGCCAGGGGGUGUGGGCCUCGCUCACCGGCGGUUGGUUUUUCGAUCCGCAUCAGAGCACCUUCUCCAACUGCUUCCAUCUCUAUGUCUGGAUCUUCUUGCUCAUCUUUCCCUUCCUGCUGUACAUGGUCCUGCCCCCCAGCUUGAUGGUGGCUGGAGUAUACUGCCUGGUGGUAGCUGUCAUCUUUGCUACCAUCAAGACUGUGAACUAUCGCCUGCACGCCAUGUUCGACCAGGGCGAGAUUGUGGAGAAACGCAAUUCUACCAUGGGGGAGCAGGAAGAAGAGGCUGCCCAGGGGGACAGCAGUCUUCGCAGGGACCCUGGUGUGGAGAUGACAGUGUUCCGGAAAGUGAGCUCCACACCCCCUGUGCGCUGCAGUUCCCAGCAUUCUGUGUUUGGCUUCAACCAGGUUUCGGAACUGCUGCCCCGGAUGGAGGAUUCUGGGCCCCUCAGAGACAUCAAGGAACUGGUCCGGGAGCAGGGCAGCAACAACGUGAUUGUGACCUCGGCCGAUCGAGAGAUGCUGAAGCUCAGCUCUCAGGAGAAACUGAUUGGAGACCUUCCCCAGACACCCCCAGGGGUUGUCCCAGACCCCUCUCUCCCCAGUACGGACUCCUCUGAGCGUUCUCCCCUGGCUGGAGAUGGUGUUCCCUGGGGUGGGAGCAGUGUGGCUGACACGCCCAUGAGCCCCUUACUGAAGGGGAGCCUCAGCCAGGAGCUAAGCAAGAGCUUCCUGACCCUGACACGGCCUGACCGGGCCCUAGUGAGGACCAGCAGUCGACGGGAACAAUGUCGAGGAACUGGAGGCUACCAGCCCCUGGACCGGAGGGGCUCAGGUGACCCCACGCCCCAGAAAGCUGGCUCUUCAGAUUCCUGUUUCAGCGGCACUGACAGGGAGACUCUGAGCAGCUUCAAGAGCGAGAAAACCAACUCUACGCACUUGGACAGCCCCCCUGGUGGGCAUGCCCCUGAGGGCAGCGACACAGACCCUCCCUCAGAGGCUGAGCUGCCUGCCUCCCCAGAUGCUGGGGUCCCCUCAGAUGAUACACUUCGUUCCUUUGACACAGUCAUUGGAGCAGGGACACCACCAAGCCAAACUGAGCCGCUUCUGGUUGUGCGGCCUAAGGACUUGGCCCUACUUCGACCUAACAAACGGCGCCCCCCCAUGCGAGGACACUCGCCACCUGGCCGUGCCCCGAGACGGCCAUUGCUGGAGGGCUCAGGGUUUUUUGAAGAUGAAGACACCAGCGAAGGUAGUGAGCUGAGUCCAGCAUCCAGUCUCCGGUCUCAGCGCCGCUACAGUACUGACAGCUCAUCAUCUACUUCUUGCUACUCCCCUGAGAGCUCCCGGGGUGCAGCAGGGGGUCCUCGGAAGCGGCGGGCUCCUCCUGGGGCUGAAGAGGGAACUGCUGUGCCCCCUAAGAGACCAUAUGGGACCCAGCGGACUCCCAGUACUGCCAGUGCCAAAACUCACGCACGUGUGCUAAGCAUGGAUGGGGCAGGGACUGAUGUCUUAAGGGCUCCCCUGGCUGGCUCCAAGGCUGAGCUGGAGGCCCAGCCAGGAGUGGAGCUGGCUGCUGGUGAGCCUGCUGUGCUGCCUGCUGAAGCCCGCAGGGGACCUGCUGCCAACCAGCCUGGCUGGCGGGGGGAGCUGCAGGAGGAAGGUGCUGUGGGGGGAGCACCUGAGGACACAGGUCAGCGGGAAUGCACAAGCAACGUGAGGCGGGCUCAGGCUAUCCGGAGACGACACAAUGCAGGCAGUAACCCUACCCCUCCAGCCUCUGUCAUGGGCUCUCCACCCAGCAGCCUGCAGGAGGCUCAGCGGGGCCGGGCUGCUUCCCACUCCCGGGCACUGACUCUGCCUUCUGCUCUGCACUUCGCUUCUUCUCUGCUGCUCACCCGAGCUGGCCCCAACGUCCACGAAGCCAGCAAUUUUGAUGACACCUCUGAGGGUGCUGUGCACUACUUCUACGACGAGAGCGCAUCUCUGAGGUGUGGGUGUCAUCAUCCCUGCUCUGCUGAUGAGGAAACCAAGGCACACCUGAAGCUACAGGCUGAGCUAGUGGUAGAACAGAGCCGUAUCCAAGGUGUGCGGCGGUCAUACACCUUUGGCCUAGCUGGAGGUGGCUAUGAGAACCCUGUGGGGCAGCCAGGGGAUCAGGCAGCCAAUGGAGCCUGGGACCGCCACUCACAUUCCUCCAGCUUCCACUCAGCUGAUGUGCCUGAAGCCACAGGAGGCCUGAACCUGUUGCAGCCCAGGCCGGUGGUUCUUCAGGGUAUGCAGGUGCGCAGGGUGCCCCUGGAGAUCCCAGAGUUUGACCUGCUGGACCAGGACUCCCUGCACGAAUCCCAGGAGCAGACACUGAUGGAGGAGGCGCCGCCCCGGGCCCAGCACAGCUAUAAGUACUGGUUUCUUCCUGGCCGUUGGACCUCUGUGCGCUAUGAGCGUCUGGCCCUGCUGGCUCUGUUGGACCGGACAAGGGGAAUCAUGGAGAACAUUUUUGGCGUUGGACUGAGCAGCCUGGUGGCCUUCCUGGGAUACCUGUUGCUGCUCAAGGGCUUCUUCACUGACAUCUGGGUCUUCCAGUUCUGCCUGGUCAUCGCCUCCUGUCAGUACUCCCUGCUCAAGAGUGUGCAGCCUGACGCAGCAUCUCCCAUGCAUGGCCACAACUGGGUGAUUGCAUACAGCCGGCCUGUCUACUUCUGCAUCUGCUGUCUCCUCAUCUGGCUGUUGGACGCCCUGGGCACAGCUCAGCCCUUCCCACCAGUCUCCCUGUAUGGCCUCACGCUCUUCUCUGCCUCCUUCUUCUUCUGUGCCCGAGACGUGGCCACUGUGUUCACCUUGUGCUUCCCGUUCGUCUUCCUCCUGGGCCUCCUGCCCCAGGUCAACACCUGCCUCAUGUACCUCCUGGAGCAGAUAGAUAUGCAUGGCUUUGGAGGCACAGCUGCUACCAGCCCACUCACUGCGGUCUUCAGCCUCACCCGAAGCCUGCUGGCUGCUGCCCUGCUUUAUGGCUUCUGCCUCGGGGCCAUUAAGACACCUUGGCCGGAGCAGCACGUCCCUGUCCUCUUUUCAGUCUUCUGUGGCCUCCUGGUGGCACUGUCCUACCAUCUGAGCCGGCAGAGCAGUGACCCCACUGUGCUCUGGUCUUUAGUCCGGAGUAAGCUCUUCCCUGAGCUAGAGGAGCGGAGCCUUGAGACAGCCCGGGUGGAGCCCCCAGACCCACUGCCAGAGAAGAUGCGCCAGUCUGUGCGUGAGGUCCUGCACUCCGACCUGGUGAUGUGUGUGGUGAUCGCUGUGCUCACCUUUGCCAUCAGUGCCAGCACUGUCUUCAUUGCCCUGAAGUCAGUGCUGGGCUUCGUGUUGUAUGCACUGGCAGGAGCUGUGGGCUUCUUCACACACUACCUGCUGCCACAGCUCCGCAAACAGCUGCCCUGGUUCUGCCUCUCCCAGCCUGUGCUGAAGCCACUGGAAUACAGCCAGUACGAAGUGCGAGGUGCUGCCCAGGUGAUGUGGUUUGAGAAGCUCUAUGCUGGCCUACAGUGUGUUGAGAAGUACCUCAUCUACCCUGCUGUGGUUCUCAACGCGCUCACAGUGGAUGCUCACACGGUUGUCAGCCAUCCAGACAAAUUCUGCCUCUACUGCCGGGCAUUGCUGAUGACUGUGGCUGGGCUGAAGCUGCUCCGCUCAGCCUUCUGUUGCCCACCCCAGCAGUACCUGACCUUGGCCUUCACCGUCCUGCUCUUCCACUUUGACUACCCUCGGCUCUCGCAGGGCUUUCUGCUCGACUACUUCCUCAUGUCCCUGCUCUGCAGCAAGCUGUGGGACCUGCUGUACAAGCUGCGUUUUGUGCUGACCUACAUUGCACCCUGGCAGAUCACCUGGGGCUCAGCCUUCCAUGCCUUUGCCCAGCCGUUUGCUGUACCACACUCGGCCAUGCUGUUCCUCCAGGCCCUGCUUUCAGGGCUCUUCUCUACCCCACUCAACCCCCUGCUGGGCAGUGCUGUCUUCAUCAUGUCCUACGCAAGGCCCCUCAAGUUCUGGGAGAGGGACUACAACACUAAGCGUGUGGACCAUUCAAACACCCGCCUAGUGACACAGCUGGACCGGAACCCAGGCGCUGAUGACAACAACCUCAACUCCAUCUUCUAUGAGCACUUGACACGCUCACUGCAGCACACCCUAUGUGGGGACCUGGUGCUGGGCCGCUGGGGCAACUAUGGUCCUGGUGACUGCUUUGUCCUGGCCUCCGACUACCUCAACGCGCUGGUGCACCUUAUCGAGGUUGGAAAUGGCCUCGUCACCUUCCAGCUGCGUGGCCUUGAGUUCAGGGGCACGUACUGCCAGCAGCGUGAGGUGGAGGCCAUCACCGAAGGUGUGGAGGAGGAUGAGGGCUGCUGCUGCUGCGAGCCUGGUCACCUGCCCCGGGUCCUGUCCUUCAAUGCUGCCUUUGGACAGCGCUGGCUGGCCUGGGAGGUGACAGCCAGCAAGUAUGUGCUGGAAGGCUACAGUAUCAGUGACAACAAUGCGGCCUCCAUGCUGCAGGUGUUCGAUCUCCGCAAGAUCCUCAUCACCUACUAUGUCAAGAGCAUCAUCUACUAUGUGAGCCGUUCUCCAAAGCUGGAGACCUGGCUGAACCAUGAGGGCAUCACAGCUGCCCUACGGCCUGUGAGAGCCCUUGGCUACGCUGACUCAGACCCUACCUUCUCACUGAGUGUUGAUGAAGACUAUGACCUUCGCCUGUCUGGCCUCUCGCUCCCAUCCUUCUGCGCUGUUCACCUUGAGUGGAUCCAGUACUGUGCUUCUAGGCGCAGCCAGCCCGUGGACCAGGAUUGGAACUCACCAUUGGUCACACUAUGCUUUGGCCUGUGUGUGCUGGGUCGCCGGGCCCUGGGGACAGCUUCACACAGCAUGUCUGCCAGCUUGGAGCCCUUCCUCUAUGGCCUGCAUGCCCUGUUCAAGGGGGACUUUCGCAUCACCUCCCCGCGUGAUGAGUGGGUCUUUGCUGAUAUGGACCUGCUUCACCGAGUGGUGGCACCUGGGGUUCGCAUGGCCCUCAAGCUUCACCAGGACCACUUCACAUCUCCUGAUGAGUAUGAGGAACCAGCAGCCCUGUAUGACGCCAUUGCAGCCAAUGAGGAACGGCUGGUCAUCUCACAUGAGGGCGACCCUGCCUGGCGCAGUGCCAUCCUCAGCAACACACCCUCCCUGCUGGCACUGCGCCAUGUCAUGGACGAUGCUUCUGAUGAGUACAAGAUCAUCAUGCUCAACCGGCGCCAUCUCAGCUUCCGUGUCAUUAAGGUAAACCGAGAGUGUGUGCGUGGGCUGUGGGCUGGGCAGCAGCAGGAGCUGGUGUUCCUGCGCAACCGCAACCCUGAGCGUGGCAGCAUCCAGAAUGCCAAGCAGGCACUCCGCAACAUGAUCAACUCUUCCUGUGACCAGCCACUGGGCUACCCCAUCUACGUAUCACCUCUUACCACGUCUCUGGCCGGCAGCCACCCCCAACUGCGAGCACUGUGGGGUGGCCCUGUCAGUCUGGGUGCCAUUGCCCGAUGGCUCCUGCGCAGCUGGGAGAGACUGCAUAAGGGCUGUGGCGCUGGCUGCAAUAGCGGUGGGAAUGUGGAUGACUCGGACUGUGCAGGGGGUGGCGGCCUGACCUCUCUCAGCAAUAACCCCCCCUUGGCACAUCCCACACCUGAAAACACAGCAGGCAGCAGUGAGCAGCCCCUCCCACCAGGUCCUAGCUGGGGGCCUCGGCCUUCCCUCAGUGGCUCUGGUGAUGGGCGGCCCCCUCCUCUGCUGCAGUGGCCUCCCCCUCGGCUCUCUGGACCACCCCCUGCCUCACCUGCUCCCACUGAGGGUCCCCGGCCCUCAAGACCUCCUGGACCUGGUCUCCUCAGUUCUGAGGGGCCCAGUGGGAAGUGGAGUCUGGGGGGUCGGAAGGGACUGGGAGGAUCUGAUGGGGAGCCAGCCUCAGGGAGCCCCAAAGGAGGCACCCCCAAAUCUCAGGCGCCCCUAGACCUCAGCCUCAGCCCUGAUGUCAGCUCGGAAGCCUCACCUGCCAGAACAACCCAGGACAUUCCUUGCUUGGACAGCAGCGCCCCUGAAAGUGUCACACCCACUGGCGCCCCAGGUGACUGGCCUGUCACUGUUGAGGAACGUGAGAGCCCAGCUGCCCAGCCCUUGCUGGAGCAUCAGUACUGAGCAGCCCUGACCUCUACUGGGUAUCAUCCCAGGACUCAGUAACUCGGACUCUGCUGGACCACAGAAAUAGACUGGCGUCUGCACCCAGAUCUCUGGCUAAUUCAGGCGGAAUCAGAACUGAGUUGAACAGACUCUCUUCCUGAUCCAUGGCCUGGAUACCCCAAAGUGAGGCAGGAGCCUCCUAGCCAGGCCCUAAGAACCAAACCCAUGGGCUGGUCCCUCUUUGAGCCCAUGGCCAGGACUGACUUUGCCCCUGGGCCUGCACUGCCUCCAAGGCUGGUCUCUUUAGCCCGGACCUGGAACCUGACAUUUGGCAAGGGUGGACCUGGGACCUGACGUGUGGCAAGGGUGGUUUCGUUCCUUCUUUUUGUCAUUUUUCUUUUUCUCUGUGCUUCAGAGACACCAAAUUAAUAACACUAUUUUUGAUUUUG